UUUUCACUUUGUUUAUCCCGCCCUUUGAAAGACUACAAUUGAUCGGCGCCGGACUUCGAUCACCGUCGGCGUUUCUAAGCCGUCGCCGGACUAAGCCGGAGAAAAUCUCAAUCAAGUGAGCUAAGCACUCGGCGUUUCAACUUCUGGUUAUAAAUUUAUUAAAGCCUUUGCUCCAUUAGGUUAGGUAGAUACGGAUCCUAUGACUUCAGAGAUGGAACCAGUUCAGAUUAAUGGUGCACCUAGGAGACCUCGUAUUCUGCUGGCAGCAAGUGGAAGUGUGGCUGCAAUUAAGUUUGCAAAUCUAUGUCGUUGUUUUUCUGAAUGGGCAGAAGUUAAAGCAGUUGCAACAAAACCUUCUCUUCAUUUCAUAGACAAAGCUUCACUUCCGGAAGAUGCCAUUCUAUAUACUGAUGAGGAGGAAUGGUCCACUUGGAAGAAAAUUGGUGAUAGUGUGCUACACAUUGAGCUCCGCAGGUGGGCUGAUAUUAUGGUUAUUGCCCCUUUGUCAGCAAACACACUUGGGAAGAUUGCAGGUGGACUAUGUGAUAACUUGUUAACCUGCAUCGUACGAGCAUGGGACUACAAUAAACCCCUUUUUGUGGCACCAGCCAUGAAUACAUUGAUGUGGAAUAAUCCAUUCACAGAACGACACCUUAUGGUAAUUGAUGAGCUUGGAAUCUCUCUCAUACCACCAGUUUCAAAAAGACUAGCUUGUGGAGAUUAUGGAAAUGGCGCUAUGGCUGAACCUUCUCUCAUCUACUCAACUGUAAGACUCUUCUAUGAGUCACGGUCACAAUCAGGUGGCAUCAACUUGGCUUGAUCCACGGAUCAUUAAAUUUUAUUCGUCGGUUUGUACAAGUGGUAGAAAUUGUUGAAAUUCAGGACCUGGAACAGUGUUACUUAGCAUACACCAGUUGUGUUUAUUUUUCUCCUUAAUUAGUGUCAUGUUUGUAUCCAAGAGCUGACUUUCAAUCAAGUUUCAUGUUCAUUGUAGUCUAUUGACUCUGAAUAUUAUGCAACUCUAUAUAGUAACCGCUACUAAUUAUGUAUAUGAUCAUGAUUAUGAAC
Molecule: messenger RNA, 1068 nt
Organism: Solanum tuberosum (potato)
Lineage: Eukaryota; Viridiplantae; Streptophyta; Magnoliopsida; Solanales; Solanaceae
Product: phosphopantothenoylcysteine decarboxylase-like
Exons: 4
Coding region: 200-820 (206 amino acids)
Biological process (GO): coenzyme A biosynthetic process
Cellular component (GO): phosphopantothenoylcysteine decarboxylase complex
Molecular function (GO): phosphopantothenoylcysteine decarboxylase activity; FMN binding
Source: RefSeq, a predicted model, not a curated record